Messenger RNA from Acaulospora colombiana, 318 nucleotides. The record is from the annotation of a GenBank genome assembly. Lineage: Eukaryota; Fungi; Glomeromycota; Glomeromycetes; Diversisporales; Acaulosporaceae.
AUGAAUAACGUAGAGAAGCUCAUAAUAAACAAGGGAACGAUUCCGCCAAUACCCCCAGCUACUGCCGCUGCCCAAGUAUCCUAUGCCGUCUUACCAACCUUCCUCAGGACCCAGCUGCCCACCGCACCAGAGAUGGCGCCAAAUGCAGGUGCGAACAUCGUGAGCACAAUUAAGGUAAACCUGAACUUGGAUAGGAAAGGUCUCGUCGUAGACUGUCGAGUAGAAGAAGGUGCGGUAUUAUUGCUUGCGCCGUCAUCGACUGGCGCGGAGUCCGAGGAGAGCAAGGGUUGGCUUCCCUCCUCUGUGUUGGCCUUGUUG